AUGUUCUCUUCUUCAGGGAGCGGGAAGAAACCCUCGCAACAGCAGCAGGAAAUGGUCCAAGUCGACCGCUCAGAUUCUGCAUCGCCGUUUUGGAAGCCGCCCCCACGCGAGAACGCAUCGAAGAGAACCGGUCGCGACCCAAACCUGGUUGUCGGAGCAGCCUACUCUCAUGCCGAUAUCCUCAAGUUUGAUUCACUCAACCUAUCCAGUUCCUCCUCCAGACCGAAAACACCUCCUUCCUCACACUCCGCUAAGGGCCGGCCUAGCGAUGCCUCUCCCCCUUCGCGCCCACAGUCGGGCUUGUCGUCUCCUCCGAUUAAAAGUUACAUCAAUUUCCUUUCCAACACCAACGAUGACUGGAAAGCCGACGAGGACGAGGAAGACAUGAUGGGGUACGAGGAUGAUGACGGCGAUGACUUUGGCUUGCCAAGCCUGUCCAACAUGAAGCGACGAACGCGCAAGAAAGCUGCGCAAAACAGGUCAGACCCAAACGGCGGUCUAUCACCUUUGAACGACUCGUUCGGUUUAGGGUUACACACAAGAAGAUACUCGAAUAGUGCAGACAUCGCCAUUGAAAGGCCUGCGCCAACCUAUCCCAUGCCGAAAAAGAGCGAAGGGAAGAUAUUGCGGCCACAAUAUAAAGAAAUUUUGAGGGACCCGGCGAACGCAUUGCACCUAAUUGACCAUCCAGUUAUACCCGACGACGCAACGCCAAAAGAGAUUGACGCUGCAAAUUCACGAAUUACUCGUAUCAACAAGUUCAAGAAGCUCUUGCAGGCGUCGACGAUACCGCUGCAGGACCUUCGGCAACUAGCUUGGUCCGGUAUCCCCCAGGAGGUUCGUGCUAUGACAUGGCAACUCCUACUAAGUUACCUACCGACGAACAGCGAGAGGAGAGUCGCGACUCUAGAGAGGAAACGAAAGGAGUAUCUCGAUGGCGUUCGGCAGGCCUUUGACCGCGGUAGCAGUGGGGGAAGCGGCACUACCACCACGGCACCCGGGAAAGCGAGAGGACUAGAUGAGGCAAUCUGGCACCAGAUCAGUAUCGACGUUCCAAGAACGAACCCUCACAUCGAACUUUACUCGUACGAAGCGACUCAAAGAUCUCUGGAACGAAUACUCUACCUCUGGGCAGUGCGGCACCCCGCCAGCGGCUACGUCCAGGGCAUCAAUGACUUGGUAACGCCUUUUUGGCAGGUGUUUUUGAGCACAUAUGUCGCAGACGCCGAUAUUGAAUCGGGCAUGGACCCUGGUCAACUGCCAAAAUCGGUUCUCGACGCUGUAGAAGCAGAUUCGUUCUGGUGUUUGACAAAGCUACUUGACGGUAUACAAGACCACUACAUUGUGGCUCAGCCAGGUAUCCAGAGGCAGGUUGCCGCCCUCCGCGAUCUCACUGCAAGGAUUGAUGCAGGGCUGGCGAAGCACCUUGAAAAGGAGCACGUCGAGUUCAUACAAUUCAGUUUCCGAUGGAUGAACUGUCUCUUAAUGAGAGAGAUAAGUGUGAGGAAUACGAUAAGGAUGUGGGACACGUACUUGGCCGAAGAACAAGGCUUUUCGGAGUUUCACUUAUACGUGUGCGCGGCUUUCUUGGUCAAGUGGUCGGAUAAGCUCGUCAAGAUGGAUUUCCAGGAAAUAAUGAUGUUUUUGCAAAGCUUGCCAACAAAGUCUUGGACGGAGAAGGACAUUGAGCUGUUACUGAGCGAGGCUUUCAUCUGGCAGAGCCUGUUCAAGGGCUCCUCGGCACACUUGAGAGGACAGCCGAGUCGCACGCCUUCGGCAAACAUGCAGCUGUAG
Molecule: messenger RNA, 1794 nt
Organism: Colletotrichum godetiae
Lineage: Eukaryota; Fungi; Ascomycota; Sordariomycetes; Glomerellales; Glomerellaceae
Product: GTPase-activating protein gyp1
Exons: 7
Coding region: 1-1794 (597 amino acids)
Biological process (GO): activation of GTPase activity
Cellular component (GO): Golgi apparatus
Molecular function (GO): GTPase activator activity
Source: RefSeq, a predicted model, not a curated record